AUGUCAAAACCGAGCCAACUGAGAACGCCGAGACUGUGCGAGAGUGGGAUCUCUGCCUACACCCCGCCACCGAUUCUUUCACCGAUGCGAAACGGAUCCGGACUUUUCUGGCAAAUCGCCAAAUCCCUUGGCCAUAACGUGACUCCAUUCGGCGGGGAUAUGACCGCAGCCCUCUUGCAAACGGUCAACGGAUUUGGACCUGAUCACCAAAUGGAGCCCUCUUCCUCAUCGGGCGGUCCUCCAUCAAUUGUACCCACACCCGAUCAACAAACAUCAACAACACCAACAGCCGAACAACAAAAUGGACAAGUGAUCGAUGGAGAAGGGCCGACGAGGAAGAAUGGCUUUUUCUAUAUGGGAAAUCAACAUAAUCAGGUAAACUUCGCAAAAGAAUUGGAAGCGUUGAGAAAGGAUUCGUGGGCGAGCACGAGCAGCAAUAAAUCGAAACAAUCGAUCACCAUUGAUGACAGAGCUGACGCAAUUCGAAAAGCCAGCACCCUAUCAGAAAGCUAUUAUGAUUAUCAAGCGACCGCUCAUCAAACCGACGCCACACCUCACAUCAACAUCGGUCGGGAUUUCCAAGCGAGAGUGAAGAAAUGGGCGGAUCGGGAGAUUACAGCAGAGGAAAGAGAUGCGAUUGAAGAUAGAGAUGAAUUAAUAUUCGAUACCAAGCUCAUCGAUCAUUUGACAAGGGAACAAUUGGACGCCUAUGAGAUGCUCUCGUGUUGUCAAGCGGUGCCGCGGCCCGGCAGAAAUAAGGAGUUGGCUCUUCACCUUUUGAUGGAAAACAAGGGAAAUCUCGAGGCUGCCGUCAUGGAUUUGCUGAGAUCGGAUACUCUUGAUUGGGAACAAUAUCGAACGGUUUAUGACUCGUAUUAUCCGGAUACAACACCGUGGACACCCGAAGAGAUUCUCUCAUUUCAAGAUGCUCUCUAUAAAACCGAGAAAGAUUUUCAUCAAGUCGCACAAGAGUUAACGAACAAAACGGUGAAAGAGUGCGUGGAGUUCUAUUACACAUGGAAAAAAGCAUGUCCGGAUGAUUAUCGAAAAUUGAGAAAUCUGAGGCGAAAGCGACAACUGUUAGAAAUGCAUCAACAGAUGGAAAACGAGCGUGAGAGCUGUCCAGUGCCGAUUAAGCAACGGAAAAUCUCGGAAAAUGAAAUGGAAAGCGAGUACGAUACAGAUGCGACAUCACCAUCAUUUUCGUUGAUCGAUCAUGAAUCAAGAUCAAGAGUCAACUCUUUCCUCGCCCAACAAUCGCCGAGCUCAUCCGCGCUGACGCCGAAUCGAAAGAACUCCGGUCUCGCCGUUCCACUUCUUUCCUUGCAAUCAAGCGUCUCCCCGUCGAUGAAAGAUUUAGCCGUGCUGCAAGGGAAAUUGCAAUCGGGCCAGCCCCGUCACGGAUCUGUUUCAUCCGGCUCGAAGAAGGGUGCACAGCCAUCAGCCGAUGGAUUCUUCCAUUGUCGAUUAUGUGAAAAAUGCUUUGAGAAGGUGAAAUCGUUGAAUGCACAUAUGAAGAGUCACGCGAUGAAAGCGAGAGCUGAAGCCGAAGCACAGGCACAAGUACAAGCACAGGUGAGCGCUCAAUUGGCUCAACAAACCGCUCUCCAACAACAGCAGUCAAUGUUACAAGGCCUUGGCUCAACAGCAGCCUCAGCUCUCUCGGCCCUUCCCACCGCAGCCGGCCUCCAAUUGGGACAACAACUUGCCCAGAAUUUGACUCAAGGCCUUCAGCAGCAGCUUCAACAAAAUCUCCAACAAAAUUUACAACAAAAUUUGCAACACAAUCUUCAGCAGAAUUUACUGCAACAUGCGCAACAAAGUCCGUUGAACAGCUUGCAGCAGAACACGUUGUUGGCACAGAAUUUGGCCACCCAGGCGAUCGUCGAGCAACAGCUCGGCUUCAAUCCAAACAAUUUCAGUCAAGCCACGCUGAAUUUGCCAUUUUCGUCAAUUAUCCAU
This is a messenger RNA of Mesorhabditis belari, 1962 nucleotides long. Lineage: Eukaryota; Metazoa; Nematoda; Chromadorea; Rhabditida; Rhabditidae. The record is from the annotation of a GenBank genome assembly.